GGUCACUUCGUGACCUCUUGUCUGUGUUUAAUUCAAUAGUAGUAGUUUUGAGCAUUUUGAGGUAUCGUGCAGUCAAUAUCUUGUUUCGAUGAUCAGGCUGUUUUAAUAUCACACAUUUAUUACCGCCAUUAAACUUUCAAAUGUGAGCGAGUUUUAUGUGUUCCGUGGAUUGACUCAAUUUUUCUACUUUUCAAAUCCUAGACAUUCGGGAACGCUGUACCUACUUCAUCAAAACAAGACGCGUUUCAAGGCUAUACACUAACCUACUAAAAACUAAAUGUUAUGUGAUGUGUGAUUCGAUUUUUCCCCAUAAUUGCAAGUUUUAUUUCAAUGCAGAGCAGUCUCGCGUUAAGUGGAAGGAGUCCAUAAAAAGUAUCCUAGUUGUUCAUAAAUUUUGUGAUCUCAAUGUUAUUGAAAGUUUGAAAUCGUUUGUCCACUACGUGCUAAAGAAAUGGGAUCUGGCUAUCUAUUUGGAGUCGAUUACGUUAGAUGAACUGAAGAAUGAUGAUUUAUUCUACCCAAUUAUCCAACAGUACGUAAAUUUGGGUAACGAUGAAUUCAAGCAAGUCACUACUGAACAUGAUGUUUCCAGACUUUGUGAAAAUGCAGCAGAAAGUUCCUCUAAAAUUAAUGAAAAAAGCUCGAUCAGGAUCUUUGAUCAUACUGUGCGAAAUAAAAUUGAUUUAAUUGUUUGUCUUGGUGGUGACGGGACUCUUUUACAAAUUGGAUCGAUGUUCCAGGGGAUCACUCCUCCCGUAAUUGCUUUUCGUCUGGGCACACUUGGAUUUUUGACUCCGUUUCCUUUCAAAAUGUUUAGAACCCAAAUGAAGAGUGUUCUUGAAGGUUCAUCUUAUUGUGUAUUACGAACUCGGCUUUGUUGUCAAGUUAUUCGCAGUAAUGUUAUGAAUCAUAUUGGCAAUAAUAAUCCUGACAUACAGAAUACAUCAACUGCCAGUAAUUGUAGUAGUGAGAAUCAAUCUCAGGCAUCUAACUGUUCUAACGAUAUUAGUUCACGCUCCAGUUCACCAGAUACUGAAUAUCAUUUCCUAAAUGACCUAGUUAUUGAUCGUGGCCUUUCUCCAUUUAUCUGUGAUCUCCUCAUUAAGGUGAAUGGUAGAGAAGUAACUACUGUAGAAGGCGAUGGUCUUAUUAUCAGUACACCUACCGGAAGUACAGCUUAUUCAAUGACAGCUGGUGCUAGUAUGGUACAUCCAUGUGUACCCGCUCUAGUAUUAACACCAAUCAAUUCAUUAGCUUUAAGUUCACGUGCUAUUGUUCUUCCAACAUCUAUAAAAUUAGAAAUCUCUAUUGCCAGUAAAGCUCGUUGUUCAACUGUACACUUUUCUUUUGAUGGACGUUCGCGACACUCAAAUUUAUUGCAUAAGGGUGACGUUAUCCUAGUGAGUGCUUCACCGUUCCCUGUUCCAUGCCUUUGCAGUGAAAAUGAGGUUACAGAUUGGUUUUGUGGAUUAGCACAUUGUCUUAAUUGGAAUCUACGUCGACGUCAAAAUGCAGUGAUCAAUUGUUGUCCCACAGACAAAUAA
Schistosoma mattheei is the source of this 1544-nucleotide messenger RNA. NCBI's taxonomy places the organism in Eukaryota, Metazoa, Platyhelminthes, Trematoda, Strigeidida, Schistosomatidae. The record is from the annotation of a GenBank genome assembly.